This is a messenger RNA of Capsella rubella, 605 nucleotides long. Its product is annotated as phytosulfokines 5. Gene Ontology annotation, molecular function: growth factor activity. Gene Ontology annotation, biological process: cell population proliferation. The transcript is spliced from 3 exons. Gene Ontology annotation, cellular component: extracellular region. The coding region runs from base 123 to 419 and encodes 98 amino acids. NCBI's taxonomy places the organism in Eukaryota, Viridiplantae, Streptophyta, Magnoliopsida, Brassicales, Brassicaceae. The record is from RefSeq and is a predicted model, not a curated record.
UGUGAGAGUGAGAGAUCUGUACUCAAUUACUCAUAUAUAAUACUCUUUUGACUUCUUCUUCUUCUUCUUGUUUAUGUUUGUGUUCCACACAAAAAGUCUCUGAAACUUAUUAGAAGAAAAAAAUGGAAAAGAAACUUGGGAUUAUGGUCUUCCUUUUCGUUGUUCUUGUUCUUCACUUCUCUGAGCCUCAUACGGCUCAACGUCCUUUGCAAGGGGAUGACAAAGAUGAAGGAAACAAGAAUGAUAAUUGGAUUUGGGCUAAGGCUACACAAGCAGAUAAGGCUUUUGACCAAGAAUUAUCGCAGCUGAUGGGGGAAGAGGAGAAGUGUGAGGAGAGGGAUGAAGAGUGUAUGAAGAGAAGGAUGAUCACUGAAACUCACUUAGACUACAUCUACACUCAAAGCCACCACAAGCCUUAACCAUCCCCAACCCUCUUUAUUUAUUUUAUUUAUGCAUUAUAUUAUUAUUAUUAUUAUGUGAAACUUAAAAUAAAGUUUUAGACUGGGAAAUACUAGUAAUCCAAAAACUAUAGAAGCAUUAAUAUUUUAUAUCGUGGCAGCAAAAUAUAAAUGUAAAAAAAUAAAAAGAUGUAUUUCCUUUUUCUU